AUGGCGUUCCGAUUUGCAGGCUUAAACUCAUCGCCCUCUACGCCGGAAAGAGGCUCUCGAAAACCUUCAUCUGGCUUCGGGUUCUCUGCAGAUCAUCCAUCAACGACUCCCAUCGGCCCUCCACCUUCAUCUACCGCAUCCUUUACCCCCGCCGGCGACCCGUCUCCAUCAUUCUUGCAAAGUUCCAUUGGGGCCAUGUCAGGCGCCUCAAGUACGUCAAGUAACAUCAGGGCCCCGAAUUUUGGAAAACCAAAUCUUUCCCAAUCCAAGUCGCACUCUAGAAAACGUAGCAAUGCGCCCCUAGGAAGGUCAAUUCAGGGCUCUACUUCAAGGCAGCCGUCUGGCUUGAGCAGAGAAUAUCACAGGGAGGGGUUGGAGGAGGAUGAAGAUGAAGAUGAAGAUGACGAAGAGGAUACUAAGCGAGGGAAGGUAGGAGGGCGGACUUACGGCAUGUUACUUGACGAUUCGACUGAUGGCGAAGAUACCGAGCCUGAUAAUACGGAUCCCUUAGAAGAUGAUGAGGGUUCGGAAGUGGACGCUAUGGAGGAGGGAGAAGAUGAAUAUGAUGUGGAACAAGACCUACUAAGGGAAAUAGCCGGCACUGGGCCGUAUGGCGAUCUACUAUCUGAUGGCGAUCCGGACCUGAUGAUGCUCACAACGGCCGCUGCGGACGAACGCAUUAGCAAGGAAGCCGAAGACAUAUUUCGCGCUUCUUCUAUGCGCUCCAUUAACGCCCGAAAGCGGGAGUUAAAGUAUGCGGCCCUUGCGAAGGAUCUCUAUAGCCAAUCCCCAUUUGCAGUUGUGUCCGAGCCGGACAACGUCAUCAUACAAACUGAAGAGCUCGUCAAUCGUCUCUAUGAUGAAGGCGUGGGUCCUGAAGACGACGAGGAGAGACUGGACGAUACCUUAGCUCAAGCCUGUGUUAGACUGGUUAAUGAGAUAUGGGCCCCUCACGUAGAAGAGCUCCCCAAAAUCGACGAUGAACACGAGGCUAAGGUAGGGCCGAGUUCCUACGCCCCGAAUUUCGAGAAAGCCUUCUACCUAGCUGUACUGGUUUUUCAGAUUCAUCAUACACCAGCAAGGAGAGACGAUUUUGGAGAUAUCAAAAAUAUAGCCUUGCCCGCUGUUCUUUUCAACUGGCAACGUGCAGAACACGAUAUCCACCCGGAUCAAGUAAAUAGCGUCCUACAACAUCGCCCUUCACCCGCGGCCCAUGGGGUUUUCUGGCCAGUCGUUUUUAACGCUCUCGUGCGUGGUGACAUAUCUGGGGUAGUGCAACUUCUCAGAAAGGCCGGCUGGGAAUCUCCUAAGAAAUCCCCUCGCGGUGAAGCAGUUUACAGUGGCCAAGUCUUAUCGAAUAUCAAACGUGUUGUCGAAGAUCUAUGCGUAGUGAUGGAAAUAUGUCCUGCGAUGAGCAAUGAUAGUUGGGAUAUCCAAAGUAGUGACUGGACUUUGUUCCGUCUAAAGGCUAAGGCAGCUAAAGAAGCACUCAUUGGGUUCACUGAAGGCAAAGAACGAGCUCUUUCCUCGAGUCGAUUUGGUGAAUCCGACUUUGCCGAUUCUGUAGACGGACGACAAUCACUCUCGGGGCUUGCUCGAAGGGCAGAAAGCAGAAUCCCCUGGGAUAUCUAUGAAAAUCUUCAGUCCCUUUAUGCGAUUCUCAUAGGAGAACCGGAGGCUAUUCUUGCAGCCGCGGAAGACUGGUGCGAAGCCACGAUUGGUCUAUUCGGAUGGUGGGAUAAUGGCCACAAUAAGCGGAAUCUUGGCCUAUCUCAUUCAAGAUCACUUCAAUUACCCAGCCAAUCUGAGGCAGGUGAUGAUUUCCUUGAUCGUCUUGCUCUUUCCCUUCACACUGCUAUGGAGGCUGAUUUCCACUUCAAUUCCGCCGACCCCGUUGAAGUAGCAGUUGCCUCUGCGUUUGAGAGCAACGUUGAAGGGGUUAUCGGAUUCCUAAGAUUAUGGUCACUCCCAAUCGCGUCGACGGUAGCCGAAGUUGCCUCGUUAGGCCGAUGGCUCCCUCCUCAAGAGCCACAAAAUCUUAUUAACAUGCAAGAUUUUGAUAUGGAAGAAUUGGAGGUUUUAGGAAUGAAUCAGAGCACAGGGCCCGACGAGAAAGACGGAAUCAAAGAUACCACUCUAGUCCACUAUGCUCGUAGCCUGAAAGAUCGCAAGUAUAUAGCGGGCACUGGUCUGCAUGGUAAGGUCUCACGGGAUGGAUGGGAAAUGGGAGUCCAGGUUGUUGGCCGAAUGGACUCCCCCGAGCGGUCUGAGCAGUUAGUACAGGAAUUGCUCCAGAGUGUUCUUAGUACCAUCAACGAGUUUUCUCGUGAGACCGUCGACAAGAUAUGGCGGCUGCUGAACGAACUUGGAAUGAUCAACUUUGCAGAAGACACAGCUGAGACUUUCGGAGAUAUUUUAGCAAAAGAUACCUUCCGCUUUGGAGAAGCUCUAUGGUAUUACUCCUUAGCUCAUCGGCCCGGCAAAGUUCGCGAUGUCCUGAAUACAUUAAUGUCCAUUUCACUGGUGGAAUCUACAACGUAUCCGCCGGAAAGUGAGCUAGACAGUACGCUGAAACAGCUGCUAAAGGAGCGCAAAGCGACAUUAGAGAAUUUUGCGAAGCAAGAUCUCGAAGCAGCAGAACUUCUUGGUAAGAUGCUCAGCGGUGCGUCGCCAACAAGCCGCCACUGCCUGGUAGCUGUCAUUGCUAGUGCUGAUGACAAUAUUCGAGGAGGCUUGUACGAUGACUCGCGCGACGCAGUUGUCAGCGAAGAUUUCUUGUUGGCACUACUCGGAGAGGCAUCCAUCUUUGUGGGCCAAUCAUCACCCGUGAUUACUCUUGAUCAAAUCGAUACACUUCUUAAAGCGAUCGAAGACAUUCAAACCGUUGGAUCCCGGGUUUACGAUGCUUCCGAAGAGUUUUUUAAACUGGUCCUCGCAUCGGGUCAUGGAAAAGGGUCUACACCUGCAGACCUUCUCAAGCAGUCUACUUCUUCCUUGGGUGAGUCUUAUCAGCGGCGGCGAGUCAACUGCCUCUACCGUGUUCCCGGGACAGUCGCCGUCGUCGUGGACCGAGACGGGAACGAACUAUUUGCCCACUCGGCUGGCAAGCGGGGUAUUAUAUCCAACGAAGCCAUGACGCUGGAUAAUAUAUUCUACCUAGCGAGCUGCACCAAACUAAUUGCAGGGCUUGCCUGUAUGCAACUUGUCGAAAAGGGGGAGCUGAAUCUAGACGACGCGGCGCAAGUCGAGGAGCUAUGCCCAGAGCUGAAAGAUAUCAAAGUUCUUAAAGAUGAUGGAACUUUCGAAGAGAAGAAAAGAGGAAUUACCCUGAAAAUGUUGUUGACUCAUACCUCGGGUUUUUCGUACUCAUUCUUCAACGAGACAUUGAGGGAUUGGAGUCUUCCUGUUGGUAUUGAUGAGUUCUCUGGUGAUAUUAAGGAUAUCCUAAAGAUCCCUUUGCGAUUUCAACCGGGCGAGAAAAUGGGGAUAUGGACUCAUAUGCACCAAAGGCUACACGACGGCAAGCUCAUUCCUCGAGACCACCUGCUCCGGCGACCCCUGCUCGUCUCAACCGCCCAAGAGAUCGCCGACACCUUCAACAGCGGCGGAGCCGGUCUCUUCGCCAAGCCCCAGGAAUACACCCGCGUCCUAGCAGUCCUCCUCAACGACGGCACCUGCCCCAAGACCGGCGCCAAGAUCCUCGAGAAAGCCACCGUAGAGCAGAUGUUCACGAACCAGAUCCCCGAGUUCCCCGACUUCGGGCGCCAGGGCAUCGUGGCCGCGAAGCCGCACCUGACGAACGCGGCCGGGGACUUGUACCCGGUGCCCGGGAACGCGCCGCAGGGCUGGGGCUUGACCUUCAUGCUGAGCGGCGCCAGCCCGCUGACGGGCAGGUCGGCCAAGACUGGGUUCUGGGCCGGGCUGCCGAAUCUGUACUGGUGGGCGGACCGCGAGCACGACGUUGCCGGCAUGGUGUGCACGCAGAUUAUGCCGGCUUUUGACCCGGCCGUGCUUGGGCUGUGGUUCCAGCUCGAGGCGGCUGUGUACAAGCAUUUGAAGCUUGCUAAAGCGUAG
Messenger RNA from Daldinia childiae, 4074 nucleotides. Its product is annotated as Acyltransferase LovD. Bases 1 to 4074 code for a protein of 1357 amino acids. NCBI's taxonomy places the organism in Eukaryota, Fungi, Ascomycota, Sordariomycetes, Xylariales, Hypoxylaceae. Gene Ontology annotation, cellular component: nuclear pore outer ring. The record is from RefSeq and is a predicted model, not a curated record. Gene Ontology annotation, biological process: positive regulation of DNA-templated transcription; protein import into nucleus; mRNA export from nucleus. Gene Ontology annotation, molecular function: structural constituent of nuclear pore. The transcript has 6 exons.